GCGCAUGCGUGUUGAGGGGGUUGACGGCAGCCAGCUGCGUCUGCGCCUCGGGGACUGGCCGCCGGUCGGAUAGCUGCGCAUGCGUGUGCGUCGCUGGGCGGUCGGCCCGUCUCGUUGAUCUGUGCAGAUUUUCCCCUGAAUUCGCUUCUUCAAAAGAAAAAGUGGGGGCGAUUUUUUUUCAUAAUUAAAAUGGGAAAGCGCCUCAUCUGAUAGGAAUUUUCAAGGGAGAUUUAAUUGCUGAAAUCGAACGGGAAGUGAAGUCACAGUGGAGGCGGGUCUGUGCUUGAAUCUUAAGGCGGCAGAUUCGAGGAGGAAUUUUGAAGAAGGGCAGAGCAACGGGGUUAUUAAAGACUUGUACAACAAGUUUGACUCUCAGACAAAUUCACAGCAGUCUGUUGAAAAAGAUGCGGAGAUCUAAAUUACCUGUUUACCAACCAAAAGGCACACGUACUGCCAUUUCUCUGUUGGAGGCUUCCACUGCCAAGGUGCUGAAAGCAGAAAAUGAUAAUUUACAACCUUCAGCAAAACGUUUCCAUGUUAACCCAAUGCUGGCAGAACCAGAGAAAGAUUUACCUCGGACAUUUAACUUUUCACACAAAACUUCAAGUGCAGUCACUUUUGAGGCAACUUCAAAACAAUGGAAUGUACCAUUAAAUAAAAGAAAGAAAAUACCCCCAUUCUCGAGAAUGACUCGUGCUGACAUGGAGAAGUACAUGGCCCUGAAAGUGGUCGAAGCAGAGUUGAGGGACCAAAAUCAGCUGUUAGAAGUUGCCCAGAAGCAAUUAAAGCAAGAACUGAAGUUGGCUCAGAAUGAGGUACAUGAUUAUAUGAUUAAGAAUGAGGAUUUGCAAUCUGAAAAUGAAGCAUUGAACAAAAGGGUACAGAAUUGUAUGGUCAUACUGGAGAACAACCUGAUUGAUCCUGUUUCAGCCAAUAAAAUAAUUGAAGACCAUGAGCAAACGAGUGCAUGUCGAAGGGACACAACGGCACUUGUGGAGAAUCUCCAGAGCGAAUUAGAACAAUGGGGAAGGAACAUAAUGGAGAAGAAGGAGAGGUUCCGGGAGAUGAAGCUGAAGCUGCAGAAUGCCAAGGAAGAGAGUAAUAAACUUGUAGAAGAAAUGGACUUCUUCAAGCAAGAAUUGGAGGAGUGGAGAUCCUGUUUAAGUCAAUUUAAACAGCUUUUAGAUCAGAAUGUUGAAUGAUCUGAAUAUGAGGAUUACAAUGAACUAUUUUAAAUUUGUAUAGAAAGUGUAUGUACUUGGAAGAACUGUACAGAAGAUGAAAUGAAGACAAUGGACAAGUAAUAAUGGUUUACCUUGUAAAAUAUAUUUUUUAAUUCUGCAUUUUGCUCCUGGUAUAUUUUGGACUGGAAUGUUUUCUAUUGAAUCUGAAUCCACUUGAGCAGCUCUGCUCUCUAACUUGGUUUGCUAUUAAAUAUUUUGUGGAAAUU
Messenger RNA from Pristis pectinata (smalltooth sawfish), 1450 nucleotides. It is a transcript of the gene knstrn, whose product is annotated as kinetochore localized astrin (SPAG5) binding protein. The record is from RefSeq and is a predicted model, not a curated record. Gene Ontology annotation, cellular component: kinetochore; centriolar satellite; mitotic spindle. The transcript is spliced from 9 exons. Lineage: Eukaryota; Metazoa; Chordata; Chondrichthyes; Rhinopristiformes; Pristidae. Bases 405 to 1202 code for a protein of 265 amino acids. Gene Ontology annotation, biological process: regulation of attachment of spindle microtubules to kinetochore; spindle organization; mitotic sister chromatid segregation.